Molecule: messenger RNA, 1221 nt
Organism: Portunus trituberculatus (swimming crab)
Lineage: Eukaryota; Metazoa; Arthropoda; Malacostraca; Decapoda; Portunidae
Exons: 6
Coding region: 14-1036 (340 amino acids)
Source: RefSeq, a predicted model, not a curated record
AAACGCGUCGGAGAUGUUGGUAAGCAUGCCUUGGAUCGCUUACCUCAGCUUGUCCUUCCUCACCAGUCUACUGCUGUUGACCCGAGCCCAGAACGUGGCUGAUUUUCUCUGCCGCUGGAAGUUCCUGGAGGAGCGCUUGAACCAGAUUAUAUUGUGUCAGCCCAAACAACGAUACCCGAUCAUGGUACUGACUGCAUACGUUAGCGUCGCUGUAGUCUCCUUCGGAAUCCUGAUAUAUCAGUUACUGCAAAAUCAACACGCAUCGUAUUAUUGGGGCAACCUAAUGCCGGCGGAGUGGGCGUGGGUUGGAUACGUAGGGCAACACCUAAUGGUGAUACCCACGUGGUCCAGCAUCUUCGUGAGUGAGGCGCUUGUUGUCGUUAUCGCUCACCACUUCUCUACCUACUACGCCGUUCUCAACCAGCGCCUACACACCCUAUUCCGUUCCUUCACUCCGAAGACAAGUAGAGGAAAGAUGGCAAGUUCUCUACAAAGACCAAAGUCAGAGAGUUUAACACCCGAUCACCGGCCGCCACAAGUGGACUCCGUUUAUCAUUUCAUCGAUGAAGACUUUCAGGAACAGUUUCAGCAAACAUUGUGUGUACGUGAGAGUGUGGGGGAUCUUCUCGACACUUUUAACGCCAUCUUCUCCCCAAUCGUGUUAGCCAGCCUAUCCAUGCUGACCAUUGUCACUGUCGCUUUCUUCCCGCAAAUCUUGAAGAGUGGAGUCAUCACGAACUCAGUUGGGUACCUGGUGGUCGCUGUCUCUGGCGUCAUCCGCCUCAUUGUCAUCGUUGUGGGACAGGCGUGUGUCCAUAACCAGGCCUCCAUCACCCGAGGCGUGGUGAGCAAAAUGCAGUUGCGAGUGGUCAUGGCUGGAGAGGACCACGUUUUGCUGCCCACCGCUUUGGAGCACCUGGCAGCCACUCAAGAUGCGGGAAUCAGUGCGUGGGGCUGCUUCACCGUCAAGCGGGGCACACUCCUCACCAUUACUUCCUUCAUUGCCUCCUAUAUAGUCAUCAUCUUGCAAUUUUAGUGAGCUUCGGAUGGUUCACAAGUCCUGCUACAUUUUUGUUGCUCUUUCCUAACUGAAUCACACACGAAUCAUGAAAUAGUUUAUUGGUGUUUGGUGAACUGUUUUCUUUUUGCUUCCUUUUAUUUUUAUUUAUUUAUUUUUUUUUUCACUGUUCAUUCGGUAUGUCAUCUGUGUUACUUUCUGGC